CGCUCUUCCGUCACGUGACCUAUGGGCUCACUCGCUUUCUGGCAAGUAUGUCCCUUCCUGCUCUCCGUCUCUCCUGAUGUUCAGGUGAAGGAAGCGGAUCAGGAAGUGGCGCUGUUCGGGCAUGAUUGGAGGACAGCGGGCCGGAGAUUAGUGGGAGCAGUGCGUGCUUUCUGUGAGGGAGCUUGUUCUCUUCAGCCUCCUUAGUCGUAGCGCUGUGUAUGGAGGGAAGCGGCUGUCGUGUGACCGGGGGAGUGUGAUAGUUGGCUGCUGUCCCUCUCCUACCAAAGGGGGGCUCCCUACCUAAGGGACUGCUGACAAAGUGCCCCCUUUAGUGUUCUCCGAAGACUGGAACCUCAGCCAGCACUAUGUCCAGGAGCUGGGUGUCUGUAGGCUCUUGUCACACUGUCUCUGCCUGGCUACAAGUCACACAAUUGUGUUUGAUGGAGGAAAAGGGCAAACACUGUGCUAAGUUCAGCUACAGAUAAUUCAUUGGACCCUUCAAGCAAACCUAAUCCCAACUUCUAUACAUUUACUAUGUGAGGGUAAACCUGAUGUGAUUGGAUUAUGUAACCAUGACAAGAAGACGCAUCUGGAUGUGACGUCCUGUAACACUGCUACAUUCCUGUUUUUUUUAUAUACAUUUCUAUAUAUUUUGGAUUUAGACGUGUUUUUUUCUGGUCACAUCAAUCGAUGAUUUUUUAUUUUAGGGGUUAAUCUCCGUUGUCCCAUGAACAUGUGGCGUCCCAUUUUUUAUUUUUCCUAACGUGGGAAGGGUACAUCUGUGACAGAUGAAGUGACUUGUUGAAUUGCGAUCAUGGGGGAGAAUAGUCCAGAACUGGCUCUGAUGUCCAUUGAGGAGGACUCCUUGUGUCCGGAGAUCAAGAUGAGGAAGUGGUUUGUGGAGAAGGGAGGGCGGGAAACGGGCACCGUUUACGAUACCACCACUGUCCUCAUAGAGCAGGACCAGCAGCUGUCCGACGAAGAGGAAGAUGAGGAGGACGAUGAUGCCAAUGUGGCGUCUAACUUGCCUUUUUUGGACGCUGCCAAUGAAGAAGGACUGCUGCUUAUGUCUGAACAGGAUGCCAUGUCGCAAGGAUAUGUUCAGCACAUCAUUUCUCCGGACCAGAUUCACUUUACCAUUAACCCUGGCUCUAUGUGCAUGCCAAGGAACAUUGAAGGGGCGACUCUGACGCUACAUUCUGAAUGCCCGGAGACCAAACAAAAAGAGGUAAAGCGGUACCAGUGUACAUUUGAAGGCUGCCUAAGAACGUACAGUACUGCUGGAAAUCUGCGCACACACCAGAAAACACACAGAGGGGAGUACACGUUUGUCUGCAAUCAAGAGGGUUGUGGGAAAGCGUUUCUUACAUCUUAUAGCCUCAAAAUCCAUGUACGUGUGCACACGAAAGAAAAGCCAUUUGAAUGUGACGUACACGGUUGUGAAAAGGCUUUUAACACCCUUUACAGGUUGAGGGCUCAUAAAAGACUUCAUACUGGAGAAACAUUUAAUUGUGUGACAGAGGGCUGCAGCAAAUACUUCACAACACACAGUGACUUACGGAAACACAUUCGGACUCACACCAGAGAGAAACCUUUCAGGUGUGAUCAUGAUGGUUGCGGGAAAGCGUUUGCAGCGAGCCAUCACCUGAAAACACAUGCUAGAAAGCAUACUGCUGGGGAAAGACCGUUUCAUACCAGUGAUGGAUGUGAAAAAACUUUCAGCACUCAGUACAGCCUGAAGAGUCACAUAAAGGGGCAUGAUCUUACCAAUUUAGAAGAUCCAUUCCCAAGUCAUGAGGACACAAAGGAUUGGCUCUGUCUAAGUGAUUUAAGUACUUUAUCAACUGAAUCUGAACUGCAAGAAAAUGCUAAUGCAAGUCCUGGGCAAGUUCUGGGCACUUUGUUAAAUCAAAAUAUAUUUGAAUCCAUGUUCCAGAGUCCAGAAAAUACAGAAGACAAUGAUAUUGGUCAGCAGUCAGAAGUGCUAUUAAAAACCUGGACUUCAGACUCGCAGGCUUUAGACCCAGGAGAGAGCAGUGCUACUGAAGCUCCACCAUCUCUGGUCGCCCCUCUUGUGAAUCCUCCAGCUGCGUCAGAGGAUCCUUUAUCUACUACUCCUGGCACAUCUUCCAUGUCUUUGCCACACGGAACCAUUGGAUGUGGGACUCCAUCAACCAGCUCUGUGUCUUGUACAGUUACGCAGCCCCUAAAAGUGCCUAUCCAGAACGGGGGCCAAAUUUCCACCCAGGACAACUUCAUAACCCAACAGACCUCACAAUCUUUAGUGGAAAGCUUGACUGUGGUUGCUGGCCCUACUUUGCCUGUAGGAACCUCUUCAGAUACUGUUUUACCAACACUGGUGCAGGCUGCAGUUUCCAAUGCCAGCAAUGUGUUGAGCAGCAACCCUGCAAUAACCAUUACACAGACUCCUAGUACAGGCUUGCUGCAACCUAGUUUAGUUAUGAAUGAGCAAAAUCUGCAGUGGCUUUUAAACGGGACCACAACUAAUUCUGAUCAGUCUCAACAAAACCCAAAGGUGGAGAAGAUGUUCUUCACUACUACGGUCCCAUUAACAGGCACAGGGGGCAAUGCUGUACAGCAGAUUGGUUUGAGCCUGCCUGUCAUCAUUAUAAAACAAGAGGAGUCUUGCCAGUGUCAGUGUGCCUGUAGAGAUUCUGUAAAAGAGACUUCUGCCAAGGCCAAAAGAGGUUCACCUUCAGAAAUUGACCCUGUCCCCAAACCAAAGACUGCCCCACCCCCUCCUGACAUUGUAGCCACUCCCUCAUCACCCUGCGAAGGCAACAGUGGACACUUGCACCCCACGGACUUACAACCUUGGACACCAUCAUCUUUAGACAUCUCGGACUUCUUAUCCCUUCAGAGCCCAGAAAACUCCUCCAAUCUUGUUUCUGGGGACGCCUUACUGCAAGGAGACGAUAUCAGCCUUAGUGGGUUUUCUAAGUAGAUAUCGGUCAGUCUUGGGAUAUUUUCCUAAACCUCUUCAUGCCAAGGGGCAUUAAUCAUUCAUCUCUGGUCACCCUCACCAAUAGCGCAACCCGGAGCCCAGCAUACCAUUCUUUUUAAUAAUUAGUAGAUCAGCCUUUUUUUUAUUUUUAUUUUUUUUACAUGGGCAAAACCCACCCAGUGGAAGGAGAGGAUAUAUAUGUUUUCCUUCCAGCACUGACGAGGGUUUACUGAGCUAAUAGAUUCGUUAUCCUAUAGUUUGAUUGCACUAUAAGUCACUUUGUUUGGAAGCCUGGAAUUGUAGCAGGGAAAUAUAUAAAUAUAUAUAUAUGUAUCUUAAAAGAGAAGCCACUGGACACUGUUUUAUCCUCUGUGAUAUUCAGAGGCGCUGUUACAGUACAUUGAAAGAUGGGACAAAGAGAUCAUAUCUAUUUUAUUGGUUUUAUGUACACACUUUAGGUAAGAUGGUCUAAAGCAAUCAUUUGUAUUCUCUUAUUUCUACUUAAUGUUCUGUUCCUACUGCGCCAUCUUUGACAAAUAAUUCAAAUUAACACCUAAUUAAAAGAUGUUAUACAUCUUACAUAAGUGUUUUAUUUUCACAUGUUUAGGCAGUAGUGACUAGGAUAGUAAACAGCUCAGUUGCAGCGUGACUGAAACAUAAGAGAGAUAAUUAAGGGCCCAAAUUUUAUGACAAGUCCUGACCCCCCACCCCACCCUCUGGGUAACAAUUUAUAUCCCAUCCACACCUGCCUAUAGUACAGCAUUCUGCUUCUGUGCUGUAAGGUACAUUUAGUCAUUGUGUGAUGCUGGGCCACAACUAGUGUUGACUUGUGACAACUUGGCUGCUAGUACAUGCUAAAGGGAUGUUCCAUAUGACCUUUUUAAUAAACACAUACUAAAAGACUAGAAUUAAAAUCCUUGACCUUAUCAAGUAGUCUUUUUGUGUUAAAUUAUUUGAAUAUCAUGCAAAAAAUAACUCCCUUUUUUAAAAGGAGCACUGUACCCCUGAACAAAUAAAUUAAAAGUAUUUUUUGAAAAAGUUA
Messenger RNA from Rana temporaria (common frog), 4007 nucleotides. RefSeq names its product metal regulatory transcription factor 1 (gene MTF1). The transcript has 10 exons. Gene Ontology annotation, biological process: regulation of transcription by RNA polymerase II. The coding region runs from base 815 to 2965 and encodes 716 amino acids. Lineage: Eukaryota; Metazoa; Chordata; Amphibia; Anura; Ranidae. Gene Ontology annotation, cellular component: nucleus. The record is from RefSeq and is a predicted model, not a curated record.